Messenger RNA from Adineta steineri, 507 nucleotides. Lineage: Eukaryota; Metazoa; Rotifera; Eurotatoria; Adinetida; Adinetidae. The record is from the annotation of a GenBank genome assembly.
AUGGAAGAUAUAUUUGCACAAGCAUCACUUUCUUAUUUAACAAAUCGUUGUGAUGAAGGUUUUGAAUUAAUUUAUUUAUUUUUCAUUACAUCUCCAAAUACUCGAUUACUUACUCCGGAAGAAGAAGAAGUUUUUUGUCUUAUAUCAAUAAAUAUAAUUGAAAAACGAUAUAAAUCAUGGAUAAAACUGAAUCGUAUUUUAACACAAACAGAUAAUUUUCUAAAACGUCAAUCAAUUGAAAAUUAUAUUAACCAAAUUUUAAAUGAAAUCAAUAUGUAUUCGAAUAAAAUAUUUUCUUUAAUUGAAAAAUAUUUGUUAUCUGAAAGAAAAUAUUUUUCUUAUAAAAUUCAAGGUGAUAUUCAUUUUUUUCUUAGUCAAAUAUCAAAAUAUGAGAAAAAACUUCAACAUUUUUAUUCUUCAUUACAUUUCUAUAAUCAAUCGUUAGAAAUUUGCCAAGAAAAUACCAAUGAAUUCGUUUCCACAACCUAUAACAAAGCAUUAGUAUGA